AUGGAUCCUCGGUUAAGAGGUUAUUCAAUUUCAAUGAAUGGAAUCCAACUGGGGAACCAACCUAUAUCCGUGCUUUCAAAUCAGAACCUUGUUUCAAGACCCAGAUUCGAAAAUACUUCCGUUGAUCAUAAUUGUAGGGAGUUUCAUUACAUUACGCCCGAUCCAAAGCCAACUAAUGUAACCCCAUAUUCAAAUCUGACUCACGAAGAAGACUCUUCCAAAGAUUUUGACUUUUCAGAUGUAACUUUGAGGUACAUAAGCCAGAUGCUUAUGGAAGAAGAUAUUGAAGAUAAGACUUGCAUGCUUCAAGACUCUUUAGAUCUUCAAGCUGCCGAAAAAUCCUUCUAUGAUGUUCUUGUCAAGAAUGACCCUCCUUCACCAGAGCCAAACCCCACUUACAUCGGUCAAAAUCAGGACAACCUGCAUGAUAGUUUCCCUUGUAAUUAUAUUUCUACUAGUCGUAGUGAUAGUGGCUAUUUAGAUGAUAAUGCUUGUAUUCACAAUCCUAGUGAUUACAUUUCCUUUCAACUACAGAUUCCCCAUGUUUCUAGCAUAUCCCAAACAUCACAUAGCUCUUCAAACAGUGUAAUCACUACUGUUGAUGGGCUGGUGGAUUCUCCUAGCAGUACUAUUAAGUUCCCUGAUUGGAACAGUGAGAGCCAAUCUAUUUUGCACUUUAGGAAGGGUGUCGAGGAGGCUAGCAGAUUUCUUCCUAGUGGUAAUGACUUGUUUCUUAAUAUUGAGGCCAAUAGGUUUUUAUCUCAAGAACCGAAGUUGAGGACUAAUGAGGUUGCUAUCAAGGUGGAGAAAAAGGAUGCAGGGGACUGCUCACCUAGUGGGUCUAGGGGAAAGAAGAAUCCUCACCGGGAGGAUGGGAAUGUUGAAGAAGAGAGGAGCAACAAGCAACUGGCUGUUUAUACUGAAUCCGCUUUGCGAUCAGAUAUGUUUGAUAAGGUUUUACUUUGUAUGCCAGGAAAAGGUCAGCCUGAUUUGACAGCUCUUCGUCAGACCCUCAAGAGUGCAUCAAUAAAAAAUGAGCAGAAUGGACAGGCAAAGGGAUCCAAUGUUGGGAAGGGUCGUGGUAAGAAGCAAAGUGGGAAAAAGGAUGUGGUGGAUUUGAGAACCCUUCUAAUAAGUUGUGCACAAGCUGUUGCAGCUGACGAUCAUAGGAGUGCAAAUGAAUUGCUAAAGCAGAUUAGGCUGCAUUCCUCUCCUUUUGGGGACGGAAAUCGGAGAUUGGCUCAUUGCUUUGCUAAUGGUCUUGAGGCACGCUUGGCAGGUACUGGAAGCCAGAUUUACAAAGGCCUUGUUAGUAAGAGAACGUCUGCAGCUGAUAUCUUGAAAGCUUACCGUCUUUAUAUUGCUGCAUGUCCUUUUAGAAAAGUCUCCAAUUUUGUCUCUAACAAGACAAUAAAGAUUAUGGCAGGAAAUUCAAUGAAGCUUCAUGUUAUCGAUUUCGGCAUCCUUUAUGGUUUCCAGUGGCCCACCCUUAUUCAGCGGCUGUCAUGCAGACCAGGUGGACCGCCAAAGCUUCGGAUGACUGGAAUAGAAUUUCCCCAACCUGGAUUUCGGCCAGCAGAGCGAGUUGAGGAAACUGGACGUCGCUUAGCAGCUUAUGCUAAGGAGUUCGAUGUGCCCUUUGAAUACAAUGCCAUAGCAAAGAAAUGGGAAACCAUACAACUAGAGGAACUCAAGAUUGACCGGGAUGAAGUUGUUGUUGUUAACUGUCUGUAUCGGGCUAAGAACUUACCUGAUGAAACGGUGGCAGUGAACAGUCCAAGAAGCAUUGUUCUUGAUUUGAUAAGGAAGAUAAAUCCUGAUAUUUUUGUUCAUGGGAUUACCAAUGGAGCAUACAAUGCCCCUUUCUAUGUUACUCGAUUUCGAGAGGCACUGUUUCACUUUUCUGCAAUGUUUGAUAUUCUUGAGACUAAUGUGCCCCGUGAAGAUCUGGAGAGGAUGGUGAUUGAGAAAGAGAUUUUUGGUAGGGAGGCUCUGAAUGUUGUAGCUUGUGAAGGCUGGGAGAGAGGGGAGAGGCCAGAAACAUACAAGCAAUGGCAGGUCCGUUGCUUGAGAGCUGGGUUUGUGCAGUUGUCUUUUGACCGUGAGAUAGUGAAGCAAGCAACUGCUAAAGUGAGGCAGCAUUACCACGGAGAUUUUCUAAUUGAUGAAGAUAGCCGGUGGCUGUUGCAAGGAUGGAAGGGACGAAUCAUUUAUACACUUUCUGUUUGGAAACCUGCUAGCAAAGCUUGA
This is a messenger RNA of Dovyalis caffra, 2250 nucleotides long. Lineage: Eukaryota; Viridiplantae; Streptophyta; Magnoliopsida; Malpighiales; Salicaceae. The record is from the annotation of a GenBank genome assembly.